AUGUGUUCCAGGGCUGCUGAAAGCAAGCUGUAUGUGGAUGUUGGUAUGGAAUGCAUACCCAUUGUUUAUCGUGAUGAGUACAACAUACGUUUGCUUGGCAUGGAAAAACUGCACCCAUUUGAUGCUGGAAAAUGGGGGAAUGUUGUGAAAUAUUUGAAGAAGAAGAAAUUGCUGAAAGAUUUGAAAUUAGUGUGCCCAAAUGAAGCCACCGAGACUGACUUACGCUUUGUACAUACAGCAUCAUAUCUUAGAAGUCUGAAGUGGAGUGUGAAUGUUGCAAAAAUUACAGAGGUUGCUCCAGUAGCACUUUUGCCAAAUAUGGUUGUGCAGAAAAAGGUAUUAAAACCAUUCAGAUACCAAACAGGAGGAAGUGUCUUGGCAGGGAAACUAGCAGUGGAGCGAGGAUGGGCAAUAAAUAUUGGGGGUGGUUUUCAUCACUGCAGUGGAAACAUGGGUGGUGGCUUCUGUGCCUAUGCAGAUAUUACACUAACAGUGCACUUUAUCCUCAACCAUUACCCUAACAUUCAGAAGGUUAUGAUCAUUGACCUUGACGCUCACCAGGGUAAUGGGCAUGAACGUGACUUCAUCGGCAGAAAAGAUGUCUACAUACUUGAUGUCUACAAUAAAUACAUAUAUCCAAAGGACACAUAUGCGAAGAGGGCAAUAAGUCGAAGAGUUGAACUGUUUGCAUACACACAGGAUGAAGAAUACCUCGAGAAGGUCACAACGCAUGUGGAAGGGGCCCUGAAUGAAUUUAGUCCACAUGUGGUCAUAUACAAUGCUGGAACAGACAUUAUGGAAGGAGACUGUUUGGGACUGCUGUCUGUGACCAAGCAGGGUAUUGUAGACAGGGAUGAGAUAGUUUUCCAGAAGGUGAGAGAAAGGCGUAUUCCCAUCAUCAUGGUUACCAGCGGUGGCUAUCAACGUGUAACGGCAGCUGUAAUUGCUGACUCUAUUGCAAACCUGAACAGAAAGUCAUUAAUAGAUAUGAGAGUACAAUAAGUUGACUUUGAAUCUCUUUUAAGACAUAAUUGGCUUUAAAAAUGUGAUCUUUUAUUUUUAGACAGCUUUUGUUUUAAACUUUUCAUCUCUAUCAUUAACUGAUAAUAAGUUAACUUUGAAUCUUUGUUAAGCCGCAGUUGGCUCUAAAAAUUGCAACUUUACUUUUUAAAAAGUUUUAGUUUUCAACUUUUAGUGUGUAUGGUCAGUUGAUUUUAAGCUUAUUUGAUCUCAUUUGAGACUUAAUAGGCUUUCAAAAAUGUAAAAUUUUAAACAGUUUUUGUAUUGAAUGUUUAGUCUUUAUGGUUACCUGAUGAUAAGCUUACUUUGAGUAUCUUAAGACUUAAUUGGUUUUGAAAGAUGCAAUAUUUUAUUUUUAGACAGCUUUUUCACAUCUAGUCUAUAUGGUUACCUGUUAAUUUUUCUAUUUUAAUUUUGCUGAAGGAAAACUAUGGAGAAAAUUGAAGUAUUUUAUGUAGUUUAGUAUUGUUUUGCAUGUGUCUGUAUGUUUGUGUUUGUAUAU
This is a messenger RNA of Penaeus monodon (black tiger shrimp), 1522 nucleotides long. Its product is annotated as histone deacetylase 11-like. Bases 1 to 1002 code for a protein of 333 amino acids. The transcript is spliced from 7 exons. The record is from RefSeq and is a predicted model, not a curated record. Gene Ontology annotation, molecular function: histone deacetylase activity. Lineage: Eukaryota; Metazoa; Arthropoda; Malacostraca; Decapoda; Penaeidae.